AUGGUGGCACGAUAUUUGGGGGGUUUGCGCCAGCCCUUGCAAGAUGUCCUCAGCUUUCAUUCACUGUGGAAUGUUUCGAAAGCCCACCAGUGUGCACUUGCUGUUGAAAAACAGCAAAACAGGAGACCAGUGAUCAGGAGCGAUCAAAACAGGCAUAGGGCGACUGAUUGCAGGAAGCCUGCUAAUCAAAAGGGCAAAAAUUUGUUGAUUGAGGAAAACGUGGUAGACGAGACUGAGGAGAUUGGCGAGCCUGUGUAUGACGAUGAUGAGACUAAUGAUAUGCUGUAUGGAGAUGGUCAUGAGACUCUGGUCAUUCGCAAGAGUCUACUGACUCCCAAGGGCGAUUCAGGGGACGAUUGGUUGAGAACCAAUAUUUUUCACACGACCUGCACAGUUGCAGAUAAAGUCUGCAAAAUGAUCAUUGACAGCGGCAGUUGUGAGAAUGUAGUGUCCGAGGAGGUUGUCCAGAAAUUGGAGUUGAAGACGGACCGUCAUCCUAAGCCAUACAAGUUGUCAUGGCUAAAUAAAGGCAGUGAGGUAACAGUUGAUAGGCGAUGCCUCGUGUCUUUUUCAAUUGGUAGAAAAUAUUUCGAUAAUGCUUGGUGUGAUGUUGUGUCUAUGGAUGCGUGCCAUGUAUUGUUGGGUCGACCUUGGCAAUAUGAUCACAAUGUCAUUCAUGAUGGACGAAAGAAUAUGUAUUCCCUUAACAUUAAGGGAAAAAAGAUUGUGUUGGCGCCCCGGCAGGAAGGACUCACUCCUACCCCGGUAGCCAAUAAUACUAACCUGCUUUCCAUGUCCAGGUUUUUAGAUGAGAUUGAGCAUGGAGGCAUGGUCUUUGCUUUACUACCUUGCGAGAAUAGUGCAGUAGACGUGGAUACAGAUUUACCAGUAGAGGUGCAGCGGCUGCUAGCAGAAUUCUCUAACUUGAUGCCAGAGUAUCUUCCUCCUGGGCUACCGCCUAUGAGGGAUAUUCAGCAUCAAAUUGACCUUGUUCCUGGGUCAAGUUUUCCAAAUCGACCAACAUAUCGCCUCAGUCCCAAGGAGGCUGAAGAGUUGCAGCGACAGCUAUCCGGUUCUAAGGUCUUCUCAAAAAUUGACCUUAAAAGCGGAUACCACCAGAUCAGAAUAAGGCCUGGAGAUGAGUGGAAGACGGCGUUUAAGAUGCCACAAGGGUUGUAUGAGUGGAUGGUCAUGCCUUUUGGGCUAUCCAAUGCGCCCAACACGUUCAUGAGAUUUAUGCAUCAGGUCUUGCGGCCUUUUAUGGGGAAAUUCAUUGUAGUUUACUUCGAUGAUAUCCUCAUUUAUAGUCCGGCAUGGGCUUCACACUUCGAUCACCUCCGUGCUAUUUUUGAGAUGCUGAAAACGGAGUGCAUGUUUGUUAAUCAGAAGAAGUGUUCUCUCUUCACUACUUCUGUGACUUUUCUUGGUUUUUUUGUGUCUACUGAUGGUGUUCAUGCAGAUCAGUCAAAGAUAGAUGCAGUCUUGGAGUGGCCCAGACCAAGGACCUUACAUGACAUCCGAAGUUUCCAUGGAUUGGCAUCUUUCUAUUACCGGUUCAUUAGAAAUUUCAGUACUCUGAUUGUCCCUAUCACAGAGUACCUCAUGGGGCGUGAUUUCCAGUGGUCUGAGGAGGCAGAUGCAAGUUUUCAACUGGUCAAGCAGAAGAUGACCGAGGCACCAGUUUUGGCACUCCUUGAUUUUGACAAGGUGUUAGAGGUAAAUUGUGAUGCAUCUGGCGUUGGCAUUGGUGGUGUUCUGAGUCAGUCCCUGAAGCAUUGGCGCCACUACUUAGUACAGAAGGAGUUUAUUCUGUUUAUCGAUCAUGAGGCCCUGAAGUACAUCAAUGGCCAACACAAGCUGAGUAGACGUCAUGCCAAGUGGGUGGCAUACUUGCAAGAAUUCACCUUUACGCUGAGGCACCAAACAGGGAGUCUGAACCGCGUCGCAGAUGCCCUUAGCCGUCGUACCUUACUCCUCACCACCAUGAGUACCAAAGUUGCAGGCUUUGAGACAUUCACAGAUAUGUAUGCAGCUGAUCCUUCCUUUGGAAGGAUAUUUCAGGAGUGGUCUAAGGGAGUUCUCACCAAUGCGGGUUUGUACACUCCCUUACCUGUUCCUGAAGCUCCUUGGUUCGAUGUCAGCAUAGAUUUUGUAUUGGGCUUACCCCGCACCCAAAGGUUCUCAGAUUCUAUCUUUGUUGUGGUUGACAGGUUUUCCAAGAUGACCCAUUUUGUAGCUUGCAGGAAGACUAUGGAUGCUGUCCGGAUUGCCCAUCUUUAUUUCAGGGAGAUUAGCCCAUCUGAGGUGCUAGACUUAGCCCCUAUUCCACGUAUAGGACGUUUUAGUCCUAAAGCAGAUGAGAUGGCAGAGUAUCUUCAGGGUAUCUAUGAGCAAGUGAAACAGACCAUUCAUGAGAGCAAUACCAAGUACAAGACUCGGGUUGACAGUCAUCGUCGUCAGGUACUUUUUGACGUUGGUGAUUUUGUUUGGGCUAUAUUAACUCGUGAUCAUUUUCCUAUUGACGAGUAUAAUAAGCUUAAAGAUCGGAAGAUUGGACCUUGUGAGGUCGUGUAG
Carya illinoinensis is the source of this 2574-nucleotide messenger RNA. RefSeq lists its product as uncharacterized. The transcript has 6 exons. The record is from RefSeq and is a predicted model, not a curated record. Gene Ontology annotation, molecular function: nucleic acid binding. Bases 1 to 2574 code for a protein of 857 amino acids. NCBI's taxonomy places the organism in Eukaryota, Viridiplantae, Streptophyta, Magnoliopsida, Fagales, Juglandaceae.